Molecule: messenger RNA, 1864 nt
Organism: Boleophthalmus pectinirostris (great blue-spotted mudskipper)
Lineage: Eukaryota; Metazoa; Chordata; Actinopteri; Gobiiformes; Gobiidae
Product: insulin-like growth factor-binding protein 2-B
Exons: 4
Coding region: 113-880 (255 amino acids)
Biological process (GO): regulation of insulin-like growth factor receptor signaling pathway
Cellular component (GO): extracellular region
Molecular function (GO): insulin-like growth factor I binding; insulin-like growth factor II binding
Source: RefSeq, a predicted model, not a curated record
ACCCGGGCUCAGAUUGGACCCUGGCUGCUCUCUCUGUUUACCCACACAUGGACUUUCACUGCUCUUAUCUGCUCGGGUCAUUUCCACUUCGCUCCAAACUUCCACCGCCGCCAUGCUCCUCCGGCUCUUCUGCGUCCUGCUCUGCCCGGGCCCGGCUCUCCUCCUGGGCGACCUGGUGUUCCGGUGCCCCCCCUGCACGGCCGAGCUGCUGUCCCUGUGCCCCCAGGUGCCCGAGUUCUGCGGCGAGAUCGUGAGGGAGCCCGGGUGCGGGUGCUGCCCCGUGUGCGCCCGGGCCGAGGGGGAGUUCUGCGGGGUCUACACUCCCAGGUGCCUCACGGGUCUGAGGUGUUACCCGGCGCCCGGAGCCCUGUUCCCCCUCCAGGACCUGCUCAUGGGGCUGGGCAGGUGCGGGCAGAGGGUGGAGCUCCCAACGGUGACCAACGAGAUGCUGGGCACAGAGAGUCCUCCCCUGCCCCGUAGACCUCCUCUGGACCCGCGGGCCUGGCAGGAGGCCGCUCUGAAGCAGCACCUGAAGGAGACCAGGACCAGGAUGAAGACGUGUCCCAGGGUCCCUGUGGUGAGACAGAAACCGAGCGCGUGUCAGAUGGAGCUGGACAGAGUGAUGGAGGCAGUGGCUAAAAUCACGACGGAGGACCACAGGGGACCUCUGGAGAAUCUUUCUGAGCUCAAGUUCCCAAACUGCGACCGUUUUGGCCUCUACAACAUCAAACAGUGUAACAUGUCUCUUCGGGGACAGAGGGGGGAGUGCUGGUGUGUGAACCCUCUGACCGGAGACCAGAUCCCGGCUUCACCACGAGUCCGAGGAGACCCCAACUGUGAGCAGUACUUCAACACCGCGGAGACGGCUACUGAGCACUGAAGACUACUACUACUACACCUAAUACUACUAUUACUACUUCUACACAUGCAGUAGGCGUACGACUGUGAGCAGUACUUCAUCACUGACAGCAGCUGAUCACUAAGUACUGAACGUUACUACUAGUACUGCCAAUACUACAGCAGAGAAAACAUGAGAUCUGAUCACCGAAUACUGACUGUGAAUACUGACUACCACUGUUACUGCUACUGCUACUGUGACGUGUACUUUUGGUAUAAUACCAGUUGUUUCUUAUUGUACUUUUAACCCCCAGAAUGCAUUGGGACCAACAAAUAUAGUUUUAACACAUGAAAAUCACAGCUCACAGAGUCUCAAAGCUAUUGCAAACUUUUUAUUAAACUCAUAAAUAUAAAGUAAAACUAGAAGGAAUUAAAUUGAAGAAUUAAAAAAAAAACGUUUUAGAUCUAGAGGCGUUCAGUAUGUGGCAUUUUAAUAUUUAUAGACCUUUUUCACAAUGACCGGAAGUGUCGCGAUGUUGGGUAAACAUCACUUCCGGUUAAAGGUUGUAUGGAGGAUUUAGUUUUAGUUUCAAAUUGUCAGUGAAAGUUUAAAAUACCAUUACAGAAACACAGCAGCCUUGUAAUUAUGAUGACCAAAAAAAAACAAAACAAUAAAAAUCUAUCAACUGUGGACAUAGUGAGGCCAGAUAAACAUCAGCCAAUAAAUAACGAGGCUCCCUCUUUAUCUAUUGGCUGUUAGGUUGUCAAUCAAACUCCGUACGCGCGGGGAUUAUGUGGUUUAUGCAGCGGUUCUGAGAGGCUUUUUCAAACUGUCGCUUCCUCACGUUUCGCACAAAGUUUGUUGCGACGGUGGACGAGAAUCCACGACCAGUUCGCCGCCAAAGAAAGUCCAUUUUUGAGGUCGCUGAAAGAAGAGGAGUGAAAAAGGAGCGAAGCCAAACUGAGGUGAUUCUUGGAGAUUUCUUCCAGCGAUGGAGCGACUGAAGCAGAAAAAAGGGUCUAAAAA